GCGCGUGGAAUAUACGCAGUGAACUCGAAAUCGUCAAUGACAGAUUUAAGGAAUAGUUAGGUUAGACUUUUAUUUACAUCUUGUUAUUAAUUUUUGUAAUUUUAAUUGAUCGUGAAUUAAUAUUGCUUAUAAUUAUUUCUAUGCGAUAUUAGUACAACUAUUAUAUUUUACAUAGUGCAUUUAUAUAAUAUAAGAUAUUAAAAAUAAAAAAAAAUAUUGUAAACACUUCUAAUGAAUGAUCGUUUGAUGUAUUUACAUUAUAUAUUUUUUUAAUAAAAGAAAAUGUUACUGACAUUGCGACCAGAUCAUAAAAAACAUGUGUUAUUUCUUAUAGAACAAACACCUCAAGUGUUGCAGGAUUUUUGCAAACUUGCUUUAGAUUAUUUACAAAAAGGUCCUAAUAUGAAAUUGUAUCAUGGGGCAGCUCAAAAACUUGAAGUAGAAGUGGAUAUUAUUAAAAAUUCAGUAGAAGGUCUUGUCAAUCUAUUAUUAGAGAGUUGCAAUCAUAAGCUAAGCAACGAAGACUUUCGAGAUUCUAUUAUAGCAUUAGGUUUUUCUGAAGAAAAUGAAACAAUUUUAAGUAAACUCUAUACUACAAAGAAAAAAGAGAUAUCUAAUAUUCUAUCAGUUACUGGUUUUAAAAUACCAGAGUAUCAUGAUCUUGAAUGGCGUUUUGAAGUACAGACCGCUUCAAGAACAUUGUUAAAACAAGUUUCACCAUUGAUUACAUUAGAUUUGACGUUGAAAAAUAAUGAAAGUAUGGAGCAUGUUUUACUUCAAACAGAUCCUGUCAAUUUAAUACAUAUGGCUCAAGAAUUAGAAGAAGCUUUGAAGGAAGGUUACAGCCAACACACUCGUCAAGUUUCUAGAGCAGCAAAAUAAACUAAAACUUAUUUUACAAAUCGAUAAAAGAACUACAUAUUAUUUUAUGUAACUAUGGCAGUUAGGCUGAAACUUUUAAUGUAAAAAAUAAAACAUACGAAAAUGUAUUAACAGGUAAUGUUAAAUGUUACAAUGACAUUUCAAAUAAAAAAUCUUAAUACUACUGA
Messenger RNA from Polistes canadensis, 1049 nucleotides. RefSeq names its product COMM domain-containing protein 2. Bases 283 to 882 code for a protein of 199 amino acids. The record is from RefSeq and is a predicted model, not a curated record. NCBI's taxonomy places the organism in Eukaryota, Metazoa, Arthropoda, Insecta, Hymenoptera, Vespidae. The transcript is spliced from 5 exons.